CAGGUGAAACACAGGCCUGGUCCUUUCAAACAAACAAAUAAAAGUCACAAACAUGGAAAGCAUCGUAGUAAAGGAAAGCUGGACGAAAUCAAUAGCGGAAGGGUCGGAGCUAAAUCAAUAUCACGUCGACUACAUCAUGCUUUGAGUAAACAACAACGCCAAAAUAGGCUUAGUCAAAUUCGUAAGCAUAAACGUCAAGAAGUUUUAACAAAGAAAAGAGGUAUUGGAAACCUUGGCUCCGUUCCUCAUAUCAUAGCUGUUAUCCCACUAAGCUUGCAUGCAGUUGACAGCAAUAAAAUUGUAAAUGAUAUAACUUCGUGUGACGAGACGGCCAAUAUCAUUAAGGGAUAUUCCGGUACUACACUAGUGUCGAAUUCGUAUAAAGCAACUUUUACAAUAUUGCAACCACCAUUAAAAGAUCUAUAUGCUUGUUUAGACGCUGCAAAGAUCGCAGAUACGAUAUUAUUUGUUCUUUCCGCAAGUAACGAGAUUAUCGAUUCGUAUGGACAUCAUUGCCUUUCAUGUCUAUUUGCACAAGGAUUGCCGACUUCUAUUGUUACGGCGCAAGGAAUAAUCAACCAUAGUGGCAAAAAACAGCAUGAAAUUAAAAGAAAUAUCCAAAAAAUUGUCUUACAAAAAUUUUCCAAGGAAAAAUGGUUUCAUUUGGACACUCAACAGGAUGCGCAAAGGAUUCUUCGCAUUGCUGCUACCACUAAAUUGCAAAAGAUAACAUACCGUGAAAUUCGGCCGUAUUUGCUUGCUGAAACAGUUGAAUUUAAUGAAUGCGACAGUAGCGACAAUGGUGUUUUACAAGUAACAGGAUAUCUACGUGGACAUUCAUUAUCAGCCAACAAUCUCGUAUACAUACCUGGAAGUGGCGAAUAUCAAUUACUAAAGAUUACUGCCCCACCAAAUCCAUCGCUAAACUCAAACAGCAGACGAUCCUCAACUGAUCAGGUAAUUGAAAGUAUGGAAGAAGAUAUGCGAGUAUUAGAUGAAGCUGAUCCUGCAAUGCAAGAAACCCUUAUAGCUGAAGCUGACAUAGAUACCUUAAAUGAUGAGCAGACAUGGCCAACUGAAGAAGAAUUGCAACAAGCAGAUGAACGGAAACAGAAAAUGAAACGUAAUAGAAAAUUUGCAGUUCCUGCGGGUACAUCAAGUUAUCAAGCUUGUUGGAUCGAUGAUGAUGCGGACGACGAUGAAAAUAAUUUCAGCAACGAUGAUAUUCCUGAUGCCGUUGAAUACGACCACGACGAGCCUGCUUCGCCAGUAAGUUAUCAUGCAUAUAGCAGCCAUGAAGGCGAAUCUAAAACGGUUACAUUUUCAACAGUCAUGGAUGGAGAUGCUAUCAAUUAUGAUCAAGAAAUGGACUGGGAAAGAGAAAGAACCGAGUUAGAAAAGAUGCGAGCAGAAAAGGAAGACCGUACUUUUCCAGAUGAGAUUGAUACGCCACUUAAUAUUCCAGCUAGAGAAGCAUUUAUUGACUAUCGGGGCUUACGGAGCUUUAGAACUUCUCCCUGGGAUCCCAAGGAAGACUUGCCUAGGGAUUACUCCAGAAUAUUUCAAUUUCAGAAUUUCAAGCAUACAAGGAAGGUUAUCUUGUCAUCCAAUGAAGAAUCUAAUGUCCAGAUAGGGUGGUACGUGACACUUCAUAUUAAGAAUGUUCCGAGAGAUAUUGCAGAUAAUCUUCAAACUCAUAGGCCAUUAGUAAUAUUUGGUCUGUUACAACAUGAACAAAAGGCAAGUUUAGACGAAAAGUCGGCACAUUUACUAAACAUCUCUUUUAAAGUUAUACUUAUUGUCGAUAGAAUGAUGUUUCAAGUAGGAUUUCGGCGCUUUUCGGCAAGUCCAAUGUUUUCUCAACAUUCAACAGGAAAUAAGCACAAAUUGGAAAGAUUUUUCCGUACUAAUGAAGCAAUAGUUGCGACUAUGUACUGCCCGAUUAUGUUUCCUCCUGCUCCUGUUAUUGUAUUUAGAGAAAAUGAAGACGGAGGAUUCUCUUUAGUUGCUACUGGAUCAUUAUUAAACGUUAAUCCUGAUAGAACUGUUGUUGAGAAGAUCGUUCUAAGCGGUCACCCCUAUAAAAUUCAUAAAAGGAUUGCUGUUAUCCGAUAUAUGUUCUUUAACAGAGAGGAUAUUGCGUGGUUCAAACCCGUUGAGUUAUAUAGCAAGUUCGGUCGUCGUGGUCAUAUUAAAGAAGCUUUAGGAACUCACGGGCAUAUGAAGUGUAUCUUUGAUAAGCAAUUAAAAGCACACGAUACAAUAUGCAUGAAUCUUUAUAAGCGUAAUUUUCCAAUUUGGGAUUAUAAUCCUAUCGUA
Messenger RNA from Trichoplax adhaerens, 2319 nucleotides. RefSeq lists its product as uncharacterized. Gene Ontology annotation, biological process: maturation of SSU-rRNA from tricistronic rRNA transcript (SSU-rRNA, 5.8S rRNA, LSU-rRNA); ribosome biogenesis; endonucleolytic cleavage of tricistronic rRNA transcript (SSU-rRNA, 5.8S rRNA, LSU-rRNA). Gene Ontology annotation, cellular component: nucleus; preribosome, small subunit precursor. The annotation marks the transcript as partial. Lineage: Eukaryota; Metazoa; Placozoa; Uniplacotomia; Trichoplacea; Trichoplacidae. The record is from RefSeq and is a predicted model, not a curated record. The transcript is spliced from 24 exons. Gene Ontology annotation, molecular function: GTPase activity; GTP binding; U3 snoRNA binding.